AUGGAAAUACCUGUAAAGAAAAAAAGUUACUCACAGAAGUAUAGAAAAGAGUGGGAAGACAAUCCAGACUUCAAAGACUGGUUCGCACCGGUUCAAGGAACUGAUUUAAAAAAUAUACAUAGAACUAAAUGUUCCGAAAUAAUUAAUGAAGUAUUGGGACCACACUUCAAAGAAUCGCUGAGGUUGGAUAUUGCUGACCAAAAAUAUAGCCUCAUUCUAGAUGAGUCAACUGACAUCAGUGUCUCGAAAAACUUAGGAAUAGCAUUCAGAUAUUUCAGUAAUUCACAAAAUAAAGUUCUGUCUACAUUUCUGGCAUUAACGCCUAUUCCACAAGCUGAUGCAAACGUGCUUGCUGAAGCAAUUAUUAUCACAUUGAACGAUAAUAAUUUAAAAAUUAAAAAUUCAGUUGGUAUAGGUACUGACAAUGCUUCGGUGAUGACUGGUGUGAAUAAUGGCUUGUAUCAAAUUUUGAAAACAAUGGGAUGAAUUGAAAUUACAUUUUUCGCUAUGCAAGGUAAAGGAAAAUUCUUACACAGCAGAACUCCUGCAUGCUAUGUUUGAAGAUGGUAGUAAUUUGCUAUAUAUGACAUAUAUUCAAAGCAUACUAGGAGAAGUUCUAACAGCUUUUAAAGUAUUUGAAAGUGAAAAUGCUGAUCCCACAAAAUUGAUGGAAACACUGACAUUUUCAUUGCGAUCAAUUUGUAACAGAGUCAUUUACCCUACCACAAAUAUAAAUGUACUUACUAUGACAGUUUAAGAUAUUCACUUAAAUCCCUAUGCUAUGCUUGGUUAUGCAUUUGAAAAUAGUGCUCGAAAACUUAAUUUGAAUGAAGAUGUCACUAAUAUAGUUAAACAAAAGUGCGUUGACUUUACAGUCAAGUUGAUGAGGGAAUUGCAAAGUAGGCUUCCUCCAAAUAUCGAAAUAUUGAUAAAAAUUAAUAAAUUAUCCGUCAACGAAGUUUUGAGAACGAAGAAUCAUAAUGAUGACAUUAUAAGUUUGGCAAAAGAGUUAGGGGUUGAUGAUGUACAAAAAUUGGAAAAAAUUGAUAUACAGUGAAACAAUAUAAAUUUUGUUAAGUGGCAAAACAUUAAUAGUACGCUAGAUUUUUGGGCUGAAGUAAACCAAUAUAAAGAUGCUGCCGACAAAAAACCAUUCCAAGAAUUAUGUGAUUUGGCAUUAACUGUAAUAUCGUUACCUCAUUCGAAUGCGGAAAUUGAAAGCUUCGAAACAGAACGUGUUUGAAGUCAUUAAACUCUAUUCUGAUGAUUAAAUACUCUUUAAGAAGAACCAAUAAAAGCUACUAUAAUUACGAAAUACGAAAUGUGCUAAAGAACAUUGGGACCAAUAAAUCAUAUUCGUUUGCCAAACGUACAUCGCAGCUUCAGCCAUCAACUGCGGGUAUUAAUUCCAAUUACAGAACGGAUACAUCAAGUAUUCCAGAUUAUCUGAUUAUUAGCGAUAGUUCUGAUAAUGAAUAAACAAACUUUUUCAUCUUUUUUUCUAUUAAGUUUUUGACUUUUAAAUUCUGAUAUAUAUAUUUUUUGCUAUAUUUCAUUAUAGUAUUGAUUUGUUGAUAUUUUAUUUGUUAAAUAAUUGUUUUUUCGUAAUUUUUAAUUGUUUUUAUACCGAUUACAAAUAGUAUUAUAAGUAAAACAAAUUAUUUUCUUUUAUACCAAAGACCAAAAAACUGUGCCCUCUUCUGCCGUGCGUAAAACGAUACAGAAUUAGAAGUACGUGACUAACUGUAUUGCGCUGUUUUAUCCGCACGCGCUCAGUCUUUUAGCGACUUCUAGCGACUUUUAAUCUUUGUCCAUAGCUAGCGACAUCUUGCGACUUCUCAAACGUACGCUAACGACUUUUUGACAUGUAGAGUUGGCAACGCUGCAGAUUAUAUAUUUUGCCAUUACAGUUUAGAUGUUGAUUGAGUGAAGUUACGUCGAGGUUUUGUUACUCCGUGCUUAUCCUCUCGCAUUUUAAAACUGUGAUAUUCGAGUGUUUUUCAUUAUGAAAAAUACGUGUUGUGUUCCUAAUUGUGGAAGCAAACGCAGUGGUGUCAAACUGCAUAAGUUUCCAAAAACUGAUAGUAGAAGAAAGUGGGUGCAAUGUAUAAACAGUGAAAAACUGAAGAAACAUAAAAGAAUAGGGAAAAUGCAAAAAAAAAUUAAAUGGCCUAAAAUAUUUUUUUCUCGAAUACUUAUUAUCGUCAUAUUAUAAUGAAAAGGUUUAUUUUUUAUUUACUUAUUAUUUAAACCCCUAAAAUAAUAAUCAAAAAGCGCAAAAUAAGUGAGCGAAAUUCAAACUUCCAUAACGCGCCACCAUUGGUCGAACGAAAUGUGACGUCAUCUGACACGACAUUGCAUUCAUCAGCGUCGAAACUCAUACGGUUUUAAAACAUAAGUUUUUGUGAAAAAAAUAAAUAAUUUAAACCUGUAAUCUUGUGCUGAUUGUAGUAAAGUUUAGUUUAGAUUUGUAGCGAAUCUAGGACGAUGACUGAAGCUGGUUUUGUCAAAGCACAAUCGGACAAUCUACCGAAAAUAGAUGCAUUUAUGAUGACAGCAUAUUUUGCAUCAAAUCCCGAUUUUACGAGCGCAGAGAUCAGAGGAGUGAAAGCUGCAAGGUAAUUAUUAUUGUUUUUCAUAUACUUAAGACCAUAAUAUAGAUUUUUAUCCAUAAAUGCACACAGCAGUUCACUUAUAAUACACCAAAACAUAACCUAUACAUAUCCAGUUGUCAUUACUCUGAAACUCUUAUUUUACGUCUAUAUAUACAUGUUUUAUAUUUGAAGUUCACCCAAGUAGUCCACCUUUGACUUUGUGUAUCUGACAUAAAUAUAUAAUGAUUUAAUGUUUAUAAAUUGAUAACCUAAUUUACGUGGGCUGUUUUCUUUGAGUGUUUAUAAGUACUUGUCUAUUUCAGAUCUAAACGAGAAUCUUACGGUGAUUCAGCAGUUGGAUACGGCCAAGUAAAACGAGAUGGAGACAUAUGUGUUGUUAAGGCUCGGAUUACACCUGAACAUAAUGUGCGACAAAAAUGUUAUGCUGUUAUUUGCACCUGCAAUGAAACAGAGGAAACUAUUAUCUCUGUUCAAUGUGAAGAUUGUGCUGCACAUUUAGGUAAUUAAGUUUUACUUGUUAAGCUUCAGUGACCUGCACUUAGGAACUUGAUAUUUUCUAUUAACAUUUAAGUCGAUUUAAUUCGUGUAGUAAUUGUUUUGUUUUUUUUAUUUCUCUUGUUUUAGGUGGAUGUAAGCAUGCUAUAGCUUUUUUAGCAUGGCUACAUCGGCGCAGUAAAGAUCCAUCAACAACAAGCAUCGAGUGUUAUUGGAAAAAGUCGAAAUUAUCAUCAAUUGGUACUAGCCAGAAGUUUAUUAAAGCC
Molecule: messenger RNA, 3376 nt
Organism: Diatraea saccharalis (sugarcane borer)
Lineage: Eukaryota; Metazoa; Arthropoda; Insecta; Lepidoptera; Crambidae
Source: the annotation of a GenBank genome assembly